AUUGUGGGACUUUUGAAACUCGCGUCAUAUCCAGUAAACAUGGAAGGCUCUGCCAACCCAGUGGGAAAAAAACAUUAUAUUUUUUCCUUAUUUAGCCCCAUGUAAUAUGUGAAGAAAUGGACCAAAUAGUAAGCACAAAUUCCUCUGCAGCUGAAGAUGACGAAUCUGCGAAGAAAGAAGAAUGGUUUUUGACAAGAGUUGGGAAAAAAUUGGAGCGGCUCUGCUUGUACGAGAAUACACAGGUCACUCUCGGACGUGGCUUAAACGUCACACACCAGCUACUGUCCCAAAGCAACCCCCUAAUGAUAUCCAGACUCCACUGUAUGUUCAAGCGAGGAGAGGACGGCCAGUGGACGGUGACAGACAUGAAGAGUCUCAAUGGCGUGUGGGUGAAUGAACAACGUAUUCCUGUGGACAAGGCUCACUCCCUGAAGCCAGGGGACUCGAUAAAGCUGGGUGUGCCCGUUGUAGCCGGCACAGAGGUGGAGUAUGAGUACAUACUGGUAAAGCGGCGCCUCAUUGCCUCAGAAUCCUGCCUAGCGAGUGGGGCUAAUGAAGCGGCGUGCCUCGCUUCCCGAUCCAAGAAAACCAAAAGGAAGUUGAACUCUGAUGAACUAGAGCCCUCAGCGUCAUCAAAGUCCAAGCUGUACCGGUGCUCCCCCACAGACAAGUCCCAUGGCCAGCCCUGUCCCACUGAUGAACCGCGCGAGAAGCCAGGGAGCCGGAUGCCAGAGGAGGCGGGGCCCAGUGCGCUGCAGCGUCAGGAGUGGCCCAGCGGGGAUCUGUCCAGCCUGCAGAUUUACAGCCAGAACAUCCAGGUGCUGCAUGACCGACUGGGUGACACCCAGCGGCUGAUGGAGGUGGUGGAGGGGCAGCGCCAGCACGACCCCCACCGGGAGGAGCAGGUCAAGGAGCUCCAGAGCCAGUUGGAACUGCUCCACGGCCAGUUACGCAGAAUGGAGAUGCUGGAGAAGUCCAUCGGUGAGACUCAGAAGCGCCUGGAGUUGCAGAAAACUUUUAAACAACAGUCGGAUGAGGAGGCUUUAACCAAACAGCUGAAGGAGGCUUUGUUAGAGCAAAGAAAAGUCAUAGAGGAACUUGCGCUCUCACGGCAAGGCUUCGAGGAUGUUAUCAAGGCCAAGGACAAAGAGCUGGAGGUGACAAAAGAAGAGAAGGAGAGAGCGAGAGCACAGAAGGAGGAAGUUGUAACGCAGAUAACUGAGGUGCUCGAGAAUGAACUUCAAUGCAUCAUUUGCUCAGAGCUCUUCAUUGAGGCGGUGACGGUGAACUGCACGCACAGCUUCUGCCUGCACUGCAUCAGGGAGUGGCUCAAGAGGAAGGAUGAGUGUCCCAUCUGUCGUCAGGCCAUCCUGUCUCAGACCCGCUCCCUGGUGCUGGACAACUGCAUCGACCGCAUGGUGGAGCAGCUCAGCCUGGACAUGAAGCUGAGGCGCCAGGAGCUCAUCGUCCAGAGGAAAGCUCAGCGUGAAGAGGUGCUGGUGAUUGACGACGACACCUGCAGCAGUGGGAGCAGUACCAGUGGGAGCAGCAGUAGCAGUGACCUCUCCCUGGACAACCUCAGCUCCGUCAUCUCCCUGAGCCACAGUGACCACUGGGGCUCUAGCCCCACGACUUACAUCAGCGACGACUCAGACAGUGACGAUGUUUUUGUAUGGAACAUUUAGCCUGUUUGACCUGACACCUUGGCGCUUUUUUGUUUUUGGGGGGGGGAGGGUUGUUUUGUUUUGUUUUUUUUGUUCUGUCAGAGAUGCCGAUGAGACCGUGCCGAUAAGUCCAUUCUUGCCAGAAAACUAGUGCACUCAGUGUUAUGUCUCAUGCCUUUAGUUCAUAUUUUGUUUGUAACUUUGUCCUUCGGUCUGUCUUGUUUUUCAUUUUCCCAGUGAAACAAUAAAGUUUCUGCAUUGAUUUCAAAGUCGCAAUGCAUCUGCCAAGGAAUGGGCACAAGGUGGCGCCAUUUGAACACUGCUCAUUGUUUUUUAUUUUUUAUAUGAUGGGGUGGGUAUUGUUAAUUUUAUUUUAGGAAGCCGUAUGAUCCAAUAUUGAUAUAGCUAAUAAUUCAUUCUAUUGACCCAGACUUUUAGGAGUGUGACCCAAGCCUUACUGAACUUCAAAGCAGUAAUUUAAAAGUUUUUUGAAAACAGUACACAGAAAAAGGGAGGCAGAAGCCUGUUAAAGGUACCUGUGUUUGCCAAAGUUCUCCUUGGCAAUUUACACACGGCCAAGUUGCCUAGCAACGAAUGGAACGGCUCGGCCUGCCAUGAAGGAAAACCAGGUGUGAUCGCUCCAUAGUCCAAACAGAGAUACGGGACAUUUUGCAGGCUCUGAAAGGAUGAACAGAUGGCUAUUUUGUUUUGGCUGGGUUUCCUUUGCACACAGUGAUCUUUGAAAAUGUUAAAAUAGUUUAAAUUCUGCUGAUAAAAACUGUGUAAGCCAAAAAUGUUUUCCAAAACGCAGCUAAUACCAAGACAAUCGUCGGUUCUGGAAAUGAAGUGAACAUUUUUCUUUAGUUUUCUUCUGUGAACAGGGCCGACUACAUUCAGGACCUGAGGGAAGGGGUCCCCUGUACAAUUCUACAGUAACCUACAUUACCAAAGUGAAGUAGGCUAUGAGUUUGUGGUUUGUUAAUCUAUUUUGUUCACUGUAAGACAGGCAACUAUAUAUCGCUCUGCAGAAGAGCACUAAAUCACAAAAAUGUUGAUGUGAAAUGUUUAUUCUUAACAUGCAGAUUUUCUCUGCAGUGUCACACAGAAUAAUUUGGGGUUCUUCAGAUGCAGAACCACGAGAAGACGCAACACUGAAAGAUCAGAGCCGAGGAAAAGGACAUCACCGACUCGUGACUCACACACAGGAUUGUCCCACAGAUGAUUCUGCGUCAGUCCCAGGCGAGAUGUCUGUGAUCCCCAAACGUUACCCCCCCCUCCUCCAUAGGUUAAUAUCCCGAGUGCAUUUCAGCGCCUGCUUCUGGAGACUACUGCGCAGAGAAGGCCUGUGUCACGCCAGUCCAUUAGAAGCUGAGUGUAGCGUGUGUCUGUCAGUCUGUGUUACACCAGGACGACAGUGACGGCCAGUCCCCGGGCCCUAGUCGAGUGCCCCCCCCCACCCCCACGCUUCCUCCAGGAGCCUCUGCCAUGGUGUGUCAUGAAAAGAACAAUGUCAGCAAUGGUUCUGCUCUCUCUUCAAUCGCUGUGCCCCCCCCCAUUACACUGAAGCGUUUGGGUCAAACCAAAAAACGUCCAAUUAAGUUAGCCUAUUAAAUAAGGUCUUAUUACAUAAUUAAGCGAAUAUCCUCCUAAAGCACCAUAUUAUGUCACAAGGCUGACCAUGUCAUAGUCGCUACCCUAACCUCUUCAUAAUAUAGCCUUGUCCUAUAAUCUAAAAGUGCUAGAACUACUAAAGUCUAGGCUAUAAAUGAACACUUAAUACUACACAUUCCUACCUGACAUUGAUCAGAAUCAAGGCCGUAAUCACAAUAUAUAUUCAUAUAUAUAAUAUUCAGAUAUGCUCAAAAUGUCCCCCCCAAAUAUGUCAAUUAUUAAUAAAAUAAAAAUGCGCUACGCUACGACAGGCAACCCAUGCACCGCUUUCCAAAAAUAAUAAUUAGCAAAUCUAAACAUAAUCAUAACUAAACUUAACAAAUUGCCGUUAUUAUUACUACCAGUUCUAGUUUUGUGGUUUACUGCAUUUCGGCGUGUGGUUUGUCCAAGUGUUGCAGUACCCCAGCACAAGCCGUCGGUCGAUUUCUGUUGGUAGGUACUAUCUAUGAGUGGAAAACUAAAAUGUAAUAUGAGUGUUACGUAUAUCUUCUUGUCGAAUGUGAUAGUUUUAACUGUAAUUGUGGAAAUAAUAGUUUGCUAAAAAGCGUCAGUAUUUGCAUGGAGUGUAAAAGGUUUUUGGUGCAAACGGGACGAUUUGCAAAUGCUAAUCAACCAUCACAAUGGUGCGCAUGUGCGUAUUCAACUAACUGUAAUGUCUUACGUUAAUGACUUCGUUAGAAAUGUCAGAAAGCCCACGUGAAGUCUGAGUAAAGUGUCAGUAAUUUAU
Esox lucius (northern pike) is the source of this 4062-nucleotide messenger RNA. RefSeq names its product ring finger protein 8, E3 ubiquitin protein ligase (gene rnf8). Gene Ontology annotation, cellular component: cytosol; nucleus; ubiquitin ligase complex. Bases 117 to 1685 code for a protein of 522 amino acids. Gene Ontology annotation, biological process: ubiquitin-dependent protein catabolic process; protein K48-linked ubiquitination; double-strand break repair. The record is from RefSeq and is a predicted model, not a curated record. The transcript is spliced from 9 exons. Gene Ontology annotation, molecular function: ubiquitin protein ligase activity; histone binding. NCBI's taxonomy places the organism in Eukaryota, Metazoa, Chordata, Actinopteri, Esociformes, Esocidae.